AUGAGUCUAUUAGUCGAGAAGAGUGUUAAAUAUUUGGUAAUAAAGAGUGGAUAGAAUAUGGUAAUGAAACACCUUCUAGCUGGAGAUUAAACUUAAAUUUUUAAUCAAUUUGAACUUUCUUCUGAGGAGGUUGUUUUUAUUAACAAAGAUUUUUUGAUAUAAAAAACAACAUAAAAUUCUUUAAAAAUUAUAGAUUUAAAUAAUAUGGAAGAAUAAACCGAAAUAAAGUAUAAUAUAUUUACAAUACAAGAACCAAAAGAAGGUGGAAACCUUUUGGUUCCACUAAUUGCAAUUGAAACUAAUUAAAUAAUUUAAAUUUUUUAAUUGAUGAAAGAGAAUAACAAAAUUCUUCUUAAACCUUUUGUUGGUGAGAUUAUUAUAGCAUAAGAUAAUCAAACCAAUUUAGCAUUUUCUGAUAAUUCUUAUUUUUUUGCAUAUUCUAAUAAAUAAUCCAUAAAUAUAUACUAAAUCAAAAGUUAGCAAAUUGUAAAAUUAUCAACUAUAAAUAUUGAUUUUGAAGUUAAAAAGAUUGAAUUAUCUAACUUUCAAAACAUUUGCAUUUUAAGUUAGGAUCGCCUUAUUUUUUAUAAUAAUUUUUAAGUAAUUGAAACCAUUGAUAAUUUUCAUAAGCAUACGGAUCUGGAGGAUCAGGAUGUAAAAACUAAUACAUUGUUUACAUCCCUUAAAUUAAACCAUAAUGACAAAUUGUUAGCUCUUUAAUUUUAAGACCAUAUUUACUUUUAAACUCUUUCUGAAAUUGAUUCUAAUAAUGCUAUUAAUAAAGCUUCUAAAGGUUAAAAGUUAUAUUCAAAUAUGUUUUCCACUUCAAUAGAUAAUAAAACAUUUGCAAUACUUGAUCAAAGAAUAAGAACAAUAAAAUAUUAUGAUUUUGAUUGGAAAAACAUUUUCCAGCCUUUAUAUAUAUUAGAAAUUGAAAAUGAAUAAAAUUUAUUAAACAUAUAGUUUAUAAAUGAUCCUAAUUCAAUCUUAGUUAUUUAUCCUGAUAAUAUUCAAAUUUGGAAUCAUAAAUCUUAAAAAAAAGAAAAGUCUAUUGAAGGUAGUUAUAACUUUAAAACAUAAGUAUCAAUAAAUACAGAUGUAGCGGUGAUUGUAUAUUCAAAAAUUUUAAUUAAUAAAAAUAUAAAAUCAAGAACUACAUAUUAAUAAUAAUUCUUAGCUAAAUAUCCACAUUUUACAUCAGAUGGUUAAUAUAUAGUAUUUGAGAAAAAUAAUGUCGAAAUUAUGUUUCAAAGUUUAUAAGAUCCAAAAUUAACAUAUACUUUUAAAAUAUGUAAUAAAGAAAACUUUUUAACAUUAUUACCCUAGAGUAAUUUAUUAAUAACUUUUGAUAACAGAAGAUUUUAUUUUAAUUUUUGGGAUGCUUCUAUAUUGGACAAUAUAAAUUUACUUCAUAAAAUUCCAAUUCUAGAUAAUAGAGAGAAUUGUAAACUUUAUAAGUAAUUACUAAUAUCAAAGAAUAAUAAAAAUGUUUAUUGUAUUUACAAUCUUAAAGAGCUUAUAAAUAAUAGUUACGACAACAUACUUGAUACAAAAUGUUCUCUUCUGAUGAUGUGUCCUAAUGAAACUAAAUAUUGUAAAGUAGAUGAAAAUAAGAUCUCAAUAUGGAAUUUAAAAGAAAGAGUGAGAUUAGAGGAUUUCAUAGGGCAUUUUGAAGCUAUUUCCGCAGUUAACUUUACUUAAGAUGAAAAAUAUAUGGUGUCUGUGGAUCGUGGUGGUUUAAUAAUAGUAUGGAAUAUGUUGAAUCAUUAAAAUAUAAAGAUCGAUCUCAAUAAAAAAGCAGAAUUGGUGAGCUGUAAAUUUAUGAACAUAUAGGAUUCUUUAGGAAUAACAUGUAUGAUUUAAAAUGAAAUUGUGAUUUUUGAUCUUAAGAACUUCGAAAGCUAUGAAAUAUAUCACAGAAUUCCUACAAAUCAAUAAUAUGAAAUUAUUGAUUAAAAUGUUUUUUCAAAAGGUAAUAAAUUAGCUAUUAGUUAUUUAAUUGAAAAGAAGAGAUUAUGUAUACGUAUUUUUAAGGUUGAUACUAAGGAAAUAAUUGAAAAUAUUACUAUAUCAUAUUUUUAGAUCUUCAUUUGCUCUAUUAAUAGUGAAGAAUAUUUCAUAAAGGAUAAAAAGGAAUAAUAUAUAUCUGUUAUUACACAAGAAACUAAUCAUUUUUGGAUGUAUAAUUGGAGUUUGUAGUUUUUAGAAAUAUAUAAUUUUAACAGUUCAAGUGGCGCUCUGCCAAUUUAUAGAAUUUUUCUACCUUUAAACUCUUAAGAUAUAUGUCGUUAUGGUUCUUUAAAACGAGUUAGGGUAGGAAACAAAUAUUUAACUUAUUACUAUGAAGACUAAUUUAGAAUUAUUGAUUUAGAACUCUAUAAAUAAUAAGUCUAUUUUUGUGUUUUUGACAAUGAAAUAGACUUUAAGGGUUAGUUGUCAGAAGACACUUUAAUCUUAUUUUAAUCAGAUAACUAAUCUUAAUCUUAUAACUUAAUUAACUAUAAAAGUGAUUAGCAGCAAAUUUAAACAUUAUUUAAUACAGAUUGUAAUCAAUUUAUAUUAGCUUUUUCAAAUAAUGGUUAAUAUUGUGCUUAAGGUUGGAACCUGGGGCAUAUAAGAAUUUUUAAGGUAUAAAAUAAUAAAAAAUGGAGUAAAUGGGGGGAUUGGAAUAGCAAAUAAAAAAAAAUAGAUUGUCUAAUAUUUAUUUAAAAUGAUGAAAUUUUAAUUAGUUCUUAAUAUAAUGAAUUAUCUUUUUGGAAUAUGAAGUAAGAAACAAUAUAAAAAGGAACUUUAAUUUAAGAGAUUAAAAUUGAUUUUAAGAUUGAAGAAAUAGUUGAUUCUCAUAAUGGAUAUAUUGCAUUAAGUUUAGAAGGUGGAAUUAUAUAAAUUAUAACUAUUGAUCAGUCAAAGUGUAAUAUUGAGAAUGAAAAUUACAAAAAACAAGUAAUAUAUAAUAUUAAUAUAGUAUUUCGGUUGUUAUAGAUCUUUUCCAUAAUUAUAUAACAUAUAGACAUAAAAUUGCAUUAUAUAAAACUCAAUUAUUAAAAAUUAGGAUAAUUAAUCAAUAUUACAUCUUUUUUCUAAUUAAGAAAUUAAAGAAUUUGAAUCUGGUUUCAAUAAUGAAGAGACUGAUGAAUGA
This is a messenger RNA of Paramecium sonneborni, 3139 nucleotides long. NCBI's taxonomy places the organism in Eukaryota, Ciliophora, Oligohymenophorea, Peniculida, Parameciidae. The record is from the annotation of a GenBank genome assembly.